Molecule: messenger RNA, 822 nt
Organism: Arvicola amphibius (Eurasian water vole)
Lineage: Eukaryota; Metazoa; Chordata; Mammalia; Rodentia; Cricetidae
Gene: Spsb4
Product: splA/ryanodine receptor domain and SOCS box containing 4
Exons: 2
Coding region: 1-822 (273 amino acids)
Biological process (GO): intracellular signal transduction; proteasome-mediated ubiquitin-dependent protein catabolic process
Cellular component (GO): SCF ubiquitin ligase complex
Molecular function (GO): protein binding
Source: RefSeq, a predicted model, not a curated record
AUGGGUCAGAAGCUCUCGGGGAGCCUCAAGUCUGUGGAGGUGCGAGAGCCAGCUCUUCGGCCUGCCAAGCGGGAGCUUCGAGGCUCAGAACCCGGGCGGCCAGCGCGGCUAGACCAGCUGCUGGACAUGCCUGCGGCAGGGCUGGCUGUUCAGCUGAGACAUGCCUGGAACCCCGAGGACCGCUCGCUUAAUGUCUUCGUCAAGGAAGAUGACCGCCUCACCUUCCACCGUCACCCGGUGGCCCAAAGCACGGAUGGCAUCCGCGGCAAGGUGGGCCAUGCCCGGGGCCUGCACGCAUGGCAGAUCCACUGGCCAGCUAGGCAGCGGGGUACCCAUGCUGUGGUGGGCGUGGCCACGUCCCGUGCCCCUCUGCACUCAGUGGGUUACACCGCACUGGUGGGCAGCGACUCCGAGUCGUGGGGCUGGGACUUGGGCCGCAGCCGCCUAUACCACGAUGGCAAGAACCGACCUGGGGUGGCAUACCCUGCUUUCUUGGGGCCGGACGAGGCCUUUGCUCUGCCAGAUUCCUUAUUGGUCGUGCUGGACAUGGACGAGGGCACGCUCAGCUUCAUCGUGGACGGCCAGUACCUGGGCGUGGCCUUUCGUGGCCUCAAGGGCAAGAAACUGUACCCGGUGGUGAGUGCCGUGUGGGGCCACUGCGAAGUCACCAUGCGCUACAUCAAUGGCCUUGACCCUGAGCCCCUGCCGCUGAUGGACCUGUGCCGGAGAUCCAUCCGCUCAGCCCUGGGCAGACAGCGCCUGCGGGACAUCGACUCCCUGCCCCUGCCUCAGUCGCUCAAGAACUAUCUGCAGUACCAGUGA